UGUGUGUGUUGUGUAUAUAAGUGAAGGUGUAGAUGAACCAUACUUCAGGCAUAAGUAGUGGAGUCUUGAGUUGAGAAAUGCACACAAGAUAGUGGUGACAGCAGUGAGGAGGUUUUCCUGGGAUGUCAUCCAUUUAGCUAUAGAUAGCAAACCCAAAGCUCCUUAGAGAGAAACCCUCUUACCAGCCACUUUCCACGAAUGGUACAUACACCUAAAGGUACUUAAUGAAAAUCCUUCAGAGGUAUUUAAUGCUAAAGUAGGCAGUCUCCCUACUAUUUCUCCGAAGCCCACGCCUACACCCAGGCAGUGGCACUGGGAAAGCAGUACCCAGGCAGCCGCCCCAAGGCUAGCCAGUGUAUUUGCCUCAGAUAGGCUCUGCCACCCUAACAGAUCGCCAAGAUGUGUGACAUGGGGGGACUGGAUAACCUGAUUGCCAACACAGCAUACCUGCAGGCCAGGAAAAGUGGAGAUGCGGAUGCCAGGGAGAUGCAAAAAAGGCGCAAGAGCCUUUCAUUGCCCAAGAAUGAGGAAUGCUCUGAACUCAAGAAGUCCAUUGCAGUGGACUAUGACAGCAUUUGUGAGCAACAACCUAUUGGCAAGUAUUUUUUCCGGGAAUUCCUGGAUACUGUGUCUGAAUACCUGUUGACCAAGGAGUUCUUGGAUGAAGUGUCUACUUGGGAGUUGGCAGAAGAUUACAUCAAGAGCAGCCUCUUGGAGGGCAUAGUCAACAUGUACCUGAAGACUGGCAGCAAUAGCUACCUGAAAUUUCUCAGUGCAGACUUGUCCAACAAAUGCCAGUCUGCUCCCAAGGAAGAUUUUGAGAGUCUCACGCAAUCAGCCAGGGCAGAGACCUCAGCCUUCCUUAAAGGGAAACCAUUUGAGGACUUUCAGGCCAGUCCGUUCUUUGAGAAGUUCGUGCAAUGGAAAUGCUAUGAACGGCAACCUGUAACCGAGAAACUUUUUGAAGACUUCCGAGUAUUAGGAAAGGGAGGCUUUGGAGAGGUUUCUGCCAUCCAGGUAAAAAAUACUGGGAAGAUGUAUGCCUGUAAGAAGCUGGACAAAAAAAGAUUGAAGAAAAAAGGUGGUGAAAAGAUGGCUCUGCUAGAGAAGGAGAUCCUUGAGAAAGUCAACAGCCGUUUCAUUGUCACCCUGGCCUAUGCUUAUCAGAGCAAAACCGCCCUGUGUCUUGUCAUGAGCCUCAUGAAUGGUGGGGAUCUGAAAUAUCACAUUUACAAUGUGGGAGACAGAGGCCUGGAAAUGGAUAGGGUUGUCUUCUACUCGGCUCAGAUCACCUGUGGGAUACUGCACCUUCACUCCAUUAAAAUUGUCUACAGGGACAUGAAGCCAGAAAAUGUCCUCCUGGAUGAUAACGGCCACUGCCGAUUGUCUGAUCUUGGCUUGGCGGUGGAAGUAAAAGACGGCAAAGAAAUCACCCAGAGGGCUGGAACUAAUGGAUACAUGGCUCCUGAAAUCCUAAAGGAACAGAGUUACUCCUACCCUGUGGACUGGUUUGCUAUGGGAUGCAGUAUUUAUGAGAUGAUUGCUGGCCGAACUCCGUUCAAAGAUUUCAAAGAGAAGGUCGAUAAAGACGAAGUAAAAAAAAGGACCAUAGAAGCUGAGGUGAAAUUUGAGCAUGCUAAUUUUGAUGAGCUAUCGAAAGGUAUCUGUAAAGCGUUCCUGGCAAAGAAUCCAGAAGAUCGUUUGGGAAGCAGGACUAAUGAUGAUGAUCCCAGGAAACACGUUUUCUUCAAGUCAAUAAACUUCCAUAGGCUGGAGGCAGGCCUUAUAGAUCCUCCCUUUGUGCCAGACCCAUCUGUUGUCUAUGCCAAAGACGUCGCAGACAUUGCUGACUUCUCUGAAGUGCGGGGAAUUGAAUUUGAUGACAAAGACAAGAAAUUCUUCAAGAAAUUUUCCACCGGUGCUGUCCCGAUACCAUGGCAAGAAGAAGUUAUUGAAACAGGACUCUUUGAAGAACUGAAUGACCCCAACAGAGUAGUUGGAGGUGAAUCCAAAUCUGGAGUUUGUUUGUUGUUAUAGAUAUUCCAUCAGGAACAUAAAACGUGGGAAUGCACCACUGAACCUUCCAUGAUUUCAAAGACUCAAAGAUGAUUAGCAAGAACUCAUUGACACCAUAAUGGCAAGCUGAAUAAACUGUUCUCUUCUGUGAUGGUAUUGUAUUUUUUUAU
Elgaria multicarinata webbii is the source of this 2186-nucleotide messenger RNA. RefSeq names its product G protein-coupled receptor kinase 7 (gene GRK7). The record is from RefSeq and is a predicted model, not a curated record. Gene Ontology annotation, molecular function: ATP binding; rhodopsin kinase activity. Gene Ontology annotation, biological process: regulation of signal transduction; signal transduction; protein phosphorylation. The transcript is spliced from 4 exons. NCBI's taxonomy places the organism in Eukaryota, Metazoa, Chordata, Lepidosauria, Squamata, Anguidae. Gene Ontology annotation, cellular component: cytoplasm. The coding region runs from base 400 to 2037 and encodes 545 amino acids.